Molecule: messenger RNA, 2472 nt
Organism: Amphibalanus amphitrite
Lineage: Eukaryota; Metazoa; Arthropoda; Thecostraca; Balanomorpha; Balanidae
Exons: 3
Coding region: 1-2472 (823 amino acids)
Molecular function (GO): nucleic acid binding; RNA-DNA hybrid ribonuclease activity
Source: RefSeq, a predicted model, not a curated record
AUGGCAAUAACGCUGGCCCGGCUGGCCCGAACUACAAACGCCUUAAAAGGCUGGCAUUAUGGCUUCCAGAGUCGACUGGCCUGCAACCAUCCAAGCACGGCCACCCUGCUUCGAACCCUGCGGGAUGAGGAGGACACGGGACGCGCAGAGCUGGACAAGCUUAUCCGUGGCCUGGAGCCAGGGCGGCGACGCCAGUGCCGAGCUCUGGUGGAUUCUGGCUGCACAGAGAACCUGGUUUACAAGUCUGUGUGUGAGGCGUGGCGGCCUCAGAGAACAGCGGUAACGUCGAUGAGUGGAGACCCGUUUUUCUCCAGUGGGGUUGGAACUGUGCAGCUGAGAACGUGUUCCGGGCAGUCGGCGAAUGUUUCUGUGCUGGUUCUUGAUGACAAACCGAUGGGUGUCGAGAUGGUACUCGGAGUGCCCGCCAUCUCGGCUCUGGGUGGCGUGAUGAUUGCAUCCCCCUCUGAUGUCAAGUUCUGUGGGAAGCCGACUACGCCGCCCACUCCACCAGGCCUUGAAGAUGAAUUGGUGGUGGACACGCCCGAUUUCUCAGUACGGUUUGAUGCCGACCAACGAGCGUGGACGAUGUCGUGGAAGUGGGAAGAUGAAGCUGAGCCAGCCAGUCUAUCCAGCAGUGUGCCUGAGUAUGCAGUGUCAGCAGAAGCCAGGCAGGAAUUUGAAGCCGAACUUCAGACUUGGAUAGACAAUGGAUGGCUAAUUCCAUACGAUCAGUCCGUCUAUGGCCCUCCCCGUGGACUGUUGCCGCUGAUGGCUGUGGAGCAGGGAAGUAAGUGCAAGGUGCGACCCUGUCUGGACUACCGUCAGUUGAACAGCCACGUACCUGCGCACACAGCAGAGGCCGACGUCUGCACAGACACGCUGCGGAGGUGGCGCCGCCACGGUAAGAAUCUCGCCGUGGUGGAUUUGAAGCGAGCUUACCUGCAGAUUCGCACAGACCAGCGCCUCUGGCCAUUUCAGACCGUGAUUGUCGGCGGACGGCGUUAUGCGUUGACGAGGGUCGGGUUCGGAUUGAACGUGGCCCCGCUGAUGAUGAAGAAGGUGGUGCAAGCGGUCCUCAGCCAAGACGCCGAUGUGGAGCGCGCCACAAUACCGUAUGUGGACGACCUGUGUGUCGAUGAGGACAUUGUUACGGCCGAUCGUGUAGUGGAGCACUUCUCUAAGUACGGCCUGGAGUGCAAGCCUCCAGAGAGAGUCCAGGACGGAGCACGGCUGCUGGGCCUGCGGGUUGGAGUCGCAGGAGACGGUGAUCUCCACUGGACUCGGGAUAACGCAGUCGGUGCCCCUCCUGACGUCAUGACACGCCGCGCUGUGUUCUCCUGGUGCGGACGUCUGGUGGCGCACAUGCCAGUGUGCGGCUGGCUGAGGCCGGCGGCGGCCUGGCUGAAACGUCGAGUCAAUGCUGUGACUCACCACUGGGACGAUGUUACCGACGAUCCAGAGCUGCGCGAGCAGAUGAUGUACGUGGCUAAGCGGAUGGUGAAGGAUGAUCCAGCGCGAGGUCACUGGCACGUCAGUGGAGACAGUGCUGUCGUGUGGACGGACGCCUCCUCUGUGGCGGCGGGAAUCGCUCUGGAGACGCAAGAUGGAAACAUCAUCGAAGACGGAUGCUGGCUUCGAAAGGAUGAGACGACUCACAUAAAUAUGGCAGAGCUCGAUGCCGCCCUGCGAGGCAUCAAUCUAGCUAUCGCCUGGGGCAUGCGAGUCAUCGAGCUGAAAACGGACUCGGCCACUGUUCAUCGCUGGCUCGACGAUGCAUUAAGUAGCCGAGCACGUCUCCGCACUAAGGCCCACGGGGAAAUGCUGAUACGGCGCCGAGUCGACAUAGUCAAGCAGUUGGUGGCCGAAUUCAACCUGCAUCUGACAGUGACUCUGGUGAAGUCGGCGGACAACAAAGCGGACUGCCUCAGCCGGGUUCCCGCUCAGUGGCUGCGCGGUCCACUGAACGGAGAGUCCGCUGGGACGUGUGGUGCUGCGGUGAAUGCUGAGUGCACCAGCGGUGAUGAAGAUAGCUCCAGCACGAGCAGUGAUGGCGGCGAUGGCGUCGGGGCAGAUGGGACCGAGGACGAAGAAAGAGGACGGCGAGCAGCGGUUUGCGAGGUGCACACCCGCGCAGGCCAUCCUGGAGUACGGAGAACGCUGUUCUUCGCUCGGCGCGAGAUUUCUCCGAACAUUACGAGGAGAGAGGCGCGUGCUGUCGUGUCCCACUGUGACGCAUGCAGGUCUAUCGACCCAGCACCAGUUAAGUGGAAGCCUGGGAAGCUGGAGGUGAACGAGUCCUGGACUAGGCUGGCGAUUGACGUCACGCACCACCAGCGCAGUCUGUACCUGUCUGUGGUCGACUGCGGUCCUUCGAGGUUCAGACGGACAGAGCUCGGCUACGACACCAGCCGGACAGAUCUACCGGUACUCGGUCAGGGACAGCGUGAGGACAGUCACUGGCACUGGUGGUGA